Molecule: messenger RNA, 420 nt
Organism: Capronia epimyces CBS 606.96
Lineage: Eukaryota; Fungi; Ascomycota; Eurotiomycetes; Chaetothyriales; Herpotrichiellaceae
Exons: 2
Coding region: 1-420 (139 amino acids)
Biological process (GO): mitochondrial translation
Cellular component (GO): mitochondrial large ribosomal subunit
Molecular function (GO): structural constituent of ribosome
Source: RefSeq, a predicted model, not a curated record
AUGGUCGUGCAAGGAGUGAAGACGGUUUCGAAAGCACAGAACGGCCUCGGCGCAUUCAUCCUACAAUGCAAACGCAUUGACUUCCACUACUGCGACUGGGCCGGCUCGUCACGGGGGAUGAAGUCGUUCCUCACGUCUCCGCUGUUGGCGCAAUUCACCUCGCGAUACCCGGGCGUCGAGUUCCGCGUGUCGCCGCGGCCCAACAAACACCCGAUCCUGAAGGCGUACUACAUCAACGGCCGCGAAAAGGCCGUGUGCGUGCGCAACCUGGAGAGAGAGCAGAUCUUGAAGAAGGCCGACUUCCUGGUCGCCAAUAGCGGGAAGAAGAACGAGUUGAUCCGUGGCAAGACCGUGGUGUCGCAGAACGAGAACGUCCGAGGCAUUUGGAGUCCUAUGCACGGAGGUAUUAAAAGCAUCUAA